Python bivittatus (Burmese python) is the source of this 4618-nucleotide messenger RNA. The record is from RefSeq and is a predicted model, not a curated record. Lineage: Eukaryota; Metazoa; Chordata; Lepidosauria; Squamata; Pythonidae.
CUCACCUUUCCUUGCCAGAGAUUUUGAGAACAGCCUCUGUGUUGCCUCCAAAUGAAGAAAUUGAAAAACGCUUGCGAAAAUACGUGAUGAGGAAUGUCCUGAGGAAGAUUGAUGAUAACCAGCCACUAGAUUAUUUGUCAGAGCUACGUCCUGUUACCAUUGUUUUUGUGAAUAUGCAGUUUGAAGAAAAUGCCAACACACACCAUCUGUGUAAGGCUGUCCAAGAUGCCAACAGUAUGAUCACUGGAACAAUAUUACCCCUCGGUGGCAAGAUUAAUAAAGUCUUCAUGUUUGACAAAGGCUGUACUUUUCUUUGCAUCUUUGGUCUUCCUGGAGAUAAACAAGCCGAUGAAAGCACGAAUGCUCUCGAUAGUGCCCAUAAAAUUCAUGCUUUCUGUUCCACAGCACUCAUGAAAGUAAAGAUUGUCUCUAUUGGGGUCACCGGUGGACCAGUUUUCUGUGGAGUGGUUGGUCAUCGUGUGAGGCAUGAAUAUACAGUGAUUGGGCGGAAAGUUAACCUUGCUGCACGGUUGAUGAUGUUUUAUCCAGGAUUAGUAAGCUGUGAUGCACUCACUUAUUCCAAAUCCAAACUGCCACCCUACUUCUUUGAAGAACUCCCAUUUGUUGAGAUGAAAGGUGUUGUGAAUCCUGGGACAGUCUAUCAAUUUCUUGGUAUUACGGAGAAAACGAUUGUGGCAAUGGAGCUGACAAAGAUAAAUGCAUGGCAGAACUUCUUUGCUGUCCGGACACUGAUGGCUAUGUUCUUGGGGGUUGAUGUCUGUAAAACCUAUGAUGCAAGACAAUACAUCCUUCUGAGCAAAUUGCGUGGAGUUAUAGAAGAACAAUAUCUAUGCCUUUUCAACAACCUUUUUCAUGUUAAGUUUCCUACAUCAGAAGUGGUUUCCCAAAUGGACAAUGACAGAAAGAAUAAGGAGAUUGAAAUAAUGCUUUUAAAAAUUCUAGUUAAUGCAGCAGAAAAGGAAGUCCUCAUUUUUGCAAUUGAUGAAGCUCAGUUUAUUGAUAAAGCCUCUUGGGAUUUCUUGGAUAACUUGCUUAAGCGUGUUCCGAUCUUUGUUGUCAUGGCUUUGUCUCCUAUCAACAUCAAGGGACGACUGCUCUGUUCCAGUGCAGCCCAAAUCCUGAACAGUCCCAACACAACUUUUGUUCAGCUAAGGGAGCUAACUCCUUCAGUAAUUAUUCAGAAAGCCUGCCAAGACCUUGGAGUGGUCAGUAUCACCAGGGAGCUUGAAACAUUUUUAAUACAAAGAAGUCAUGGAAACCCAUUUUACUGUGAAGAACUUCUCCGAAACCUCCACUUAAACCAUGUGCUUCAGUUCCAUGUGCUGGAGGAGGAUGAAGAGAAAGAGGAUGAGUGGGACAGCCUUUUCACCACCACUGUUCUCAAGACUCAAGCAUCCAAAAUCUUUGAGGAAGAGACUGAAUCAUAUAUUUGCACAGUCAGGCAAAAUGUGAAGCUUACCACCAUCAUGCUCCCUCCAACAUUAAAAGAUCUUGGAUUAGUUAUUUCCAAUAGGCUUAAGCAAGAGGAGGCUGUGAUGCAUUGCAAAAUCAUGGAGUUCUGCACACCACUAUUACAAGAAGCAGCCUAUGAGCUAUGGCUUAAGAACCAGAAAAAAGCCUUGCAUCUCAAAUGUGCCAGUUACCUGAAGUGGCUAGCUCACCGAUGCAAGUGUUGUGGGGAAGGAGAUUUCAUUCCUUAUCACCGGUAUGCAGUAGAUGGCAUGCUUCAAAAAUUAGAUACACAGGUAUAUAAAGCUAAGAACAUCAAGGAGAAUUCAUUGAAUGAAGCUGCCGUGAUCCUUGUUUCUGAAACACUGAAAAAAUUGGAAGCAUCCUACCAGGAAGGUGCCGAGAAUCAAGAGAAGAAAGAUGAAUUGUCUCCAUCAUCAUAUAAAACAGGAUUUUCCCAAAAGGGAGAAAAAACAGCUUAUUCUAUGUUCUUCAAUGCUGGACAUCCUAGUCUUACUGCUCUGAUGGAAUCAAGUGGUGAUACACUUGCAGAAUGGAAGGAUUCUAGAAUUAAAAAACGUCAGCUUACUAGAGGAGACACUCUGCGGUCGACCUUCAUCCUGCAAGACUCUUUUAGAGCUGAAGAUACAGAACUGGAAUUUCUAAAAAGAAUGGAUGAAAUAAUCUUGCUUACUGGGAUGGGCAAGAAAAGGAUCAAGACCCUGGGCUCCCAGGACUGUGAAUGCAAAGAGAUUGUGGAGUCUGUCACUGUGCCUUUAUAUCAGCACUGCUUGGCUCUGGGCGAUCACGGUCCAGCUUUUUAUUACCUGAUGGAAUCUGCAUCUGCUUAUGUAAACCUCUCCAACAACUACAUGGCCUUUACAUAUCUGAAUACAGCAGAGAGCCUCUUGAGAUCUUUGGAAUACAAGCAUAAAGUCAUUAGCCGAUUUGAGGAAUCCAUUUUGUACAGCCUGAAGGGAGAGGUCUGUUACAAUAUGGGUCAAAUUACUUUGGCAAAAAAACUGAUGAAGAAGGCCUUGAGCUUACUGAAGAGAAGCUUCCCAAUAACCAUUGUAGGAGCCUUUUUUAUGUCUAUGGUGGAAACCUCCAAACAUUUGUCUCAUCAGAAGAAACAAACUUUAUGGCAAUUACACAGUGGCAGGGAGAAGAGACUAGCGGCUCUGUUCCAGCAAGGUCACUGUCUCUCCCUGCUGUGGCAGCUCUACAGCCUGGAUGUUGCCAGAACCAGCAAGAAGUUCUCCCGUUUGGCAGCCCUCAUGCAGGUGAACUGUGCAGAGGAGUCUCAAGAUGAAUCUCAGAUAAUCUCCUCCUACAUGGAUUUCUCCCUCUGCUGUCAAAUGAUGGGUUGUCAACAUGAAUGGAUGAAAUAUGAGUUAAUGGCCAUCAAACGUAGUUCUCAUCUUCAAGUUGUUGGAGAAGGGUUACUGACAAUUGCUAAGCUGGCAUUAUCACUGGCUUACAUGAAGAUUUGCUUGGGGAACAUGCCCUUAGCCAUCCAACUGGGUUAUCGGGCACAUGAACUAUGUGAACAGCUGAAGAAACCUAACCUUGACUGUACUGUUCUCCAUGACCUUUUCAAAGCUCUUUUUCUCAGCACCAGAUAUCAGGAUUCUGUGCAAGUGUUAAGUUGGCUAGAAGAACUCGCCAUUCGAGAUGACAAUGUCAUUGGGCAGUCCCUCUUCAUUUCGGCCUGUCUGAACGUUAUACUUUACGCUGGAUUUUCUUUUAAGCCAUUUCAGUACUGCCAGGAUUUUAUUCUCGCUAAUGAAACAAACUGCAUCCUUAUGUCUCAAAACAACAUCAUGUUGGGCCUGUAUUCUUCUCUGGCAAUUUGGUUUGCGAGACUUCAACACUGGGAUAAAUUCAUAGUACCAUUUGAAAAAGCAAGGCGGUUAGUGAGGAGAACAUCUGCUUCUCUCUGUGCUAACCAUGGAUUCUGCAAGUUGGUGGAGUGUGAGUCUCUGUUGUUAAGAAAAUAUAUUGAAGAGAGGCCUGACAAAGUCCGUGAGAUGCGUAACAGGAUAACAAAGGAGUGGUGGUUCACUGGAAGAAACCCCAUGGAAGAUUUUUGGUUAAAGACAGUUCCAGAUUUCCCUGUAUGGAAUGUAAAAAUGACAGCUCAAGAGAUGGGAGCUUUUCAUAAAAACAUGUAUUUGCUGAAGGUGCCAGAACUGGAUAUAAACAAUCCAUUCCCAGAAAGUACCAUAGAAGAAUAAUAGCGAACUGCCCAGUUGUCAGGAAAUCUCCUCUGAAACAAAUUUUGGUGCAUUUGUUCUCUUGUACAAGCUCCACCUUUUCCUGUGUUAAAUCCAGGUUCUAGCAUUUGGUUUGUCUGUUCUACUUUUUAAAUUUCAUAUCAAUAGAAGUCCUUUUAUCCUUCAGCACUUUAUUAUUCUUUACUAGAAUUAUAUCCCAGCUUUCAGGUUGCUCAUUCUUCAAAAGCAACUCGCAAGUAAUUUCAACAAUGAUUAACUCUUGAGACUUUUCAGUAAUACUGUAUGUUGAAAUAUUUGGACAGUAGUUACAUAUGGUCUAAUGAUUUGCAUUCCAUAAAAACUCCCCAAUUCAUAUUUGUUGGUCCUUAAGCAAAACAACUAAAAAAAAAAGACUCAAAUAGAUAUAAACAACAACUGUAAAAUUUUAAAGCAAAAUAUAGACAUCUAAGUAGUAGUUAGUAGUUGGGGAAAAAAAGAAGGGGUAGAGUGCACUGGAAUGCUAUUUUUACAAUGAUUUUUUUUUAUUACACUAUGUCUUCUUGCAUCUCCAUUUUUAUAUCCAAUUUGUAUAGUACUUCUGCAAUAAUAAAACUAAUCAAACCAUUAAAAAACUAUUUCAGAAACAUAGUUAUGGUUGGGGGCUUGUCUGGAAAAUUCUUAGCCAUUCUACUCCCUUCAGUAUAAAUCUAGGAAAACUAGAAAGAAAGUUGCUUUUGGAUCUUCCUUCCCAAAGUGCAGAACACAAAAUUUAACAAACGUUGUUAAUCUUGAAAUAUUAAGGGCAGCUAUGUAACUGUGCAAUCUUACAUAUGUGGAAGGUUUAUGAGUAACUACCUUAUUAAACAUCUACAGCCAAAUCUCGAGAUGUUAAAAAAAAGUGUAUGGGGGAAGGGAAAUGAAUAGAACGCACA